GCCAUUGUCCUAGAGAACCUAGCCAGAAACCAAAAUGGCGUGGUCCAAACUAGCACUUGCAUGCCUCAUCAUCGCAUCCUUUGCGUUGCCUUCCUUGGCCAAAACCUUGAAGCAAGAAUUCUUGGAUGCUCAAAAUGAAGCUCGAGCUGAGGUGAACGUCGAGCCAAUGGCUUGGGAUGCCCAAGUGGCCGCCUACGCGCAAGAAUAUGCGAACCAGCGCAUUGCGGAUUGCGACCUUGUUCACUCAGGGGGUCCAUACGGAGAGAACAUUGCAUGGGGUAGCGAUGACCUUUCGGUCGCGGAUGCCGUGAAAAUGUGGGUCGACGAGAAGGUCUAUUACGAUCACGGCUCGAAGACGUGCGCCUCAGGCCAGGUUUGUGCCCAUUAUACUCAGGUGGUUUGGCGCAACUCGGUUCGUUUAGGGUGCGCCAAGGUAAGGUGUGACAAUGGAGGAACUUUCAUUACUUGCAACUAUGACCCUCCUGGCAACUACAUUGGGGAGACACCUUAUUAAGAUUAGCAUCGAGUACCUAAGGAUGCAAUUCACCAAAUAAGCUUAACAUAUCUUGGCAGAAAUUAAAAAAAAAAAUUCUAUGAAAAUUAUUUUUAGUGUAUUAGAUGUAGCAUUUAGUGGCAAUUUAAGAGGUCUGGCGUUUAAGGUUUGAA
Theobroma cacao (cacao) is the source of this 666-nucleotide messenger RNA. RefSeq names its product pathogenesis-related protein 1A-like. Gene Ontology annotation, cellular component: extracellular region. NCBI's taxonomy places the organism in Eukaryota, Viridiplantae, Streptophyta, Magnoliopsida, Malvales, Malvaceae. The record is from RefSeq and is a predicted model, not a curated record.